Molecule: messenger RNA, 1842 nt
Organism: Nezara viridula (southern green stink bug)
Lineage: Eukaryota; Metazoa; Arthropoda; Insecta; Hemiptera; Pentatomidae
Source: the annotation of a GenBank genome assembly
AUGAUGGAGUUCUUCGACAGGACAGAAACUAGGACCGGCUACCCGAACUCUUUCAGGAUUUGCAAAGUAGUGUUUGCGAUUAUAGUCCUCAUCCAUUGGAACGCCUGCUUCUACUUUGCAAUCAGUUAUGCGAUCGGGUUCGGAUCCGACAACUGGGUUUACAACCUGACAGGGUUCAAGAACUCAUCACUCUCCAGGCAGUACAUAUACAGUUUUUACUGGUCUACACUCACACUGACUACAAUAGGAGAAACACCUCAACCGGAGAACGAUAUAGAAUAUUUGUUCGUGGUAGCUGACUUCUUAGCUGGAGUGCUGAUCUUUGCCACGAUCGUAGGUAACAUCGGCAGCAUGAUCUCGAAUAUGAACGUGGCCAGGGUUGAAUUCCAGAACAAGAUGGAUGGCGUGAAGCAGUACAUGGCCUUCAGAAGGGUUUCUAGGGAACUGGAAGCCAGGGUCAUUCGAUGGUUCGCCUAUACCUGGGCCAAUAAACAGGCUCUCGAUGAAGAUAGGGUUUUAGCUGCACUUCCUGACAAGUUGAAAGCAGAAAUUGCUAUCCAUGUUCAUCUAGACACGCUCAAACAGGUCAGAAUUUUUCAAGAUUGCGAACCUGGUUUGCUUGAGGAACUAGUUUUGAAACUUCGUCUUCAGGUUUUUAGUCCUGGUGAUUACAUAUGCCGGAAAGGAGACGUCGGCAAGGAAAUGUACAUCGUAAAGCGUGGCCGAUUAUCCGUCGUAGCCGACGACGAGAAGACGGUACUCGCGACCCUCGGGGCUGGCUCCGUCUUCGGAGAGGUCUCCGUCCUGGACAUAGCGGGCAACAAGACUGGCAACAGGAGGACAGCCAACGUCCGCUCCCUUGGGUACUCAGACCUCUUCUGUCUGGACAAGAGAGAUCUUUGGAAAGCGCUUGCAGAUUACCCGGAAGCUAAGCAGAGUCUAAUGGAACGCGGAUGUCAGAUACUGCGUAAAGAUGGACUCCUUGAUGAAGAUGCUUUCAAGAAGGCUCAAGAAGAAAACGAAACCCUCAAAGAAAAAGUCGAAAGAAUAGAUCGACUUGUCGGUAAUUUGCAAACACGAUUGGCUAGACUUCAAGCAGAAUACCUUAGCCAGCAGACCAAACUCAAACAGCGUCUUUCGAGGGUGGAACGAAGAGACGGUUCCAACCUUGUUCAGCAGGCCAGCCUGAGCUCCGCUGAUCAGGAACGCAGGUUUGAUGAUGAGGUUGACCAAGAAGCACUAGCAUCCGCUCGGCUGGUAAGGAGAUCAUUUCAGGGCCUGGUGCGUGGAUGCAGAGGAUCCAGCCUAGGACCCAGGUCUAGGCAGCGGAAACCAAGCACAGUAUAGCCAGUAGUGAUAGUGGUGUUACUGACCGGUGAAUUGGUCUAACUCUAUCCUUUGUCGAACAUUAUCUCAUUAGUGAAAACCAUUUUCUUUUAAAUUGAACUUUUGCAACGACAUGUUUUGAAUAAGUUGUAACCACCAGCAAUAAACUGGUCUUAAACUAUCUCCGAUGUUUCAACAGCAGUUUGCUGACCUUGCAGUAAGGUAUAAAUUCAAUAUUUUAUGUAUGAUCUUUAAAAAAAAAUAUUAAAAAUUUAAAAAAAAAAUAAUAAUAAUAAGGCAAGAGACAUGGGUAAAAAACAAUGAUUAUUUAUUAAUUGUAAAAACUGUCUCACUUUAAGACUGUAUUUUCAAGAAAACGCCAUAUCAUUAAUAUGAGAUCAAUUUGAUUAAAACUAUUUAAUCUAUACUGGAAGCAACCUAAGAAGUAUUAUUUAUUUUUUUUUUUUUUUUGAAUAUUGACAUUUAUCAAAAGUAGAGAUAUACUGCAUAUUCAAU